Telopea speciosissima is the source of this 1599-nucleotide messenger RNA. Its product is annotated as pentatricopeptide repeat-containing protein At3g62470, mitochondrial-like. Bases 107 to 1261 code for a protein of 384 amino acids. Lineage: Eukaryota; Viridiplantae; Streptophyta; Magnoliopsida; Proteales; Proteaceae. Gene Ontology annotation, molecular function: protein binding. The transcript is spliced from 2 exons. Gene Ontology annotation, biological process: RNA splicing. The record is from RefSeq and is a predicted model, not a curated record.
CAGUUUUCAACUGCCGAGAGGAAAAUCUUCUUAUCCAUUGUUUCUCAAAGCCUGAAAUUCUCAAAUCGGAGCUCCUUUGCCCUAUCCAUGGCGGAUUGGCGGUCAAAUGGUUCCAUCAAUGACAAGAAUGGCAAGACAUCGGAUUUUUGUCCGCUUUUUUAACUUCCUUGAGAUUCAAAUCUCUCAUCUCAAUGGCCAUUGCUGCUGCUCCUCUUCCGAGCUAUGCUUUGGAGAUCAGAGACGAUCCAGACGACAAAGACGAUUUCGUGGACAGCAAAUGUGCCUUCGUAAUGGUAGCUCUUUGUCCUUGCCUCGUCAUAAUUAUUCUCCUCCUCAUCAUCGUAUCGAUCGUUCUCAUAGUGAAGUUUCAUAUAGUCUGUCACACACCUUUCCACAGUCUCUCAAGUCUGUUUUACAAGAAGAAUUGCAAGUCUUGAGUUCCAUGGUUUUAGAUUCUAGGAGUUUCUCUAGGGUUUCAGGGGCAGAUACAAGAACCGAGGAAUAUGUUGACAACUAUGCAACUGGUCAUAGUAAGGAUCAUGUCUCUGUUCCAUUUCGUUGGCUACACUUCUCUCUGCUGUCUCCCCAGUCUAGUUUGCAAAAAAUAAUGCCAGUUUUGAAUUAUAGGACUCUUUCCGGCGUUUCAAAGGGAAAAACAGAAACAGUUGAAGAAACAGAACAAACUUGGGAUGAUGAUGAUGAUGAUGAUGAAAGCCAGGAGGAGAGUGAUGAAAGUGUGUGCAAGGUGAUUGAAGAGCUGUUUACAUCAGAUCGAAACGUUGAAGCGGCUCUUGAUCAAAGUGCGAUCGAUCUCUCUUGUGACCUCGUUCUUGAUCUGUUAGCUCAGUUCCGAAAUGCUUGGAGGCCAACAUUUUGGUCCUUCUGCUGGGCUGGGCAACGACCAGGAUUCUUAAAUGAUUCUAGUACAUAUGGUUCCAUGAUGGGAAUUAUCCGGAAGACGAUGCAGUUCAAGAGCAUGUUGGCGAUGCUUGAAGAAAUGAGGAAUAAACGGCUUCAAACAAUUGAGAGGCUCUCCAUUUCUGUACAGGCUUUUGCUGCUGCACGAGAGGUGAAGAGGGCUAUAGAGAUUUUUGAAUCGAUGAGAAGGCACAACUUCAGAGUGGAGGUUGGUACCUUUAUUUGCUUGCUUAAUGCCCCUGGAAGGGCAAUGUUUGGAAAACUCAAGAUCUCUUUGAGAAAAAGGAUCGAUCUCCACCAGACUUACAGAUCAGUGCAGUUCUCCCCUUACUGGAUGGUGUGAGGUGAAGAAUUAGCAGAGGCAGUAAAUUUGAGGCUUCCGGUUUAUUUACAAGGUGGUCUGAGAUUAUGAAGAAAUGGGGAAAGAGGAGAUUAUGAUCAAAUUGGAAAAAGGUUUGUCUGAAUUGAUCCCUAGAUCUCAAACACAGUUAUGACUAGUGAUCUCUCAAAAGGACCAUGAAUCUUGUGCUGGUCUUGCCUUUCUAUUGCCUUGAUCAGUUAACUAGUAUGCAUUAUGUCUGUUGGGGGCUUAUGGAGUGCCGUAUUGGCCCCUUAAAACUAUGGUUUCCUUUUGGUGUUGCAUAUUUUUGUUCACUUCUGUUUAAAUAUUAAAUGGUGUUU